GUUGGUAACGAUUUUACCAUGACAAUUGGCCAAUCUACUUUUUCAGAAACGUUAGAUCAAACCUUAACAGUUCUGGAACGUGAACUAACAUACGCAAUUACCAUGGAUCUAACAGAAGACGAGAGAGCAGAUGCCAGAAGAUACUUUUACUCGAAAUUACCUGUUCCUGGUGUAGUAAUGUGCAUCGAUGGAACCCAUAUAAGAAUCGUUGCGCCUCACGACAACUCAAUCUAUUAUUUCAAUAGAAAGGGAUUUUAUAGUCUUAACGCUUUGAUGAUAUGUGACCACAGGCAAAUAAUCCGUUUUGUAGACGCGAGGUUUGGUGGCUCAGAUCACGAUUCUUACAUUUAUAAUUCCAGUCCGAUUUCUUCAUAUUUUGAAGAAAAAUGGAGAAAUGGAGACCGAAUGUUUAAACUCUUGGGAGACUCAGCUUAUCCUUCGAAACCUUGGCUUAUCAAGCCGCGCAGAAAUGCAGAGCCAAAUAGUCCAGAUUCGUUGUUCAAUGAACAGCAUGCCAAAGCACGUUCCAUCAUUGAAAGAACGUUUGGUUUGCUCAAAGCACGAUUUCGCUGCUUGAAUGGUGAAAGGCUACUACAUUAUGCACCGAACAAAUGUGUUCGUAUCAUAAACGUUUGUUGCAUGUUACACAACCUUCUCAUCAUGCAUGGUAUUACCGACGAAUUUAAUGAAUAA
Molecule: messenger RNA, 693 nt
Organism: Anopheles merus
Lineage: Eukaryota; Metazoa; Arthropoda; Insecta; Diptera; Culicidae
Product: putative nuclease HARBI1
Exons: 3
Coding region: 178-693 (171 amino acids)
Source: RefSeq, a predicted model, not a curated record